Molecule: messenger RNA, 5446 nt
Organism: Drosophila rhopaloa
Lineage: Eukaryota; Metazoa; Arthropoda; Insecta; Diptera; Drosophilidae
Gene: Sap47
Product: synapse-associated protein of 47 kDa
Exons: 9
Coding region: 984-2624 (546 amino acids)
Cellular component (GO): synapse; cytoplasm
Source: RefSeq, a predicted model, not a curated record
GCCAAAAAAGGGGCCGAGAACAAUCGUUAUUGCUGCGCAGUUGUUGUUUCUUAGACGUGUCAUUUGUUUGUCUAAUUGCGCUAGCUAACAAAGACAAAACACCAUAAAAUUGCGAAAUCCAAAUAAGUAAAUUAUGCGCACAUGCGCAGAAAUCGAAACAGCAUUCCAGCGCACAAAGGAGAACCCACCACCUACGAAAAUCGCAAUACCAAACUGAAGCGGAGGAGGGGCUGGACUCCACUUUUCCAGGGAGAAAGCGAGAACCCAAGAGAGAGGACGCAGACGAGACUCCAGCUCGGUAUUUGAGCCAUCGUCAUUCCGCUGCUCCGUCAGUUUUCAGAGGACCUUCGAAGUGGGCAGCCGAGAAUCCAAAGUCUCCUGGCGACCAAAUAACAAAAAACCCUAAAAAAGCAAAUAUCCAGUUGGCAGAGAAAAGCUUAAGUGGUAAUUGGCUGCGACUCAAAUUACUUUAGUUGUGCAAAAGGCAAAAGUCAAAAAGCAAGCAAAAAGCUAUCAAAAUAAACUCGAGAGUGGCGUGUGUCCAUGUGGAAAAUCGAUCGAAUCGUAGAGUAUUUAUCGUGUAAUUGUGCCCAAUAGCCACGCAAUUCGCAGACCGUUUUAUUGAUUUUCCCCACUGCCUCGCCAAGUUGCAAAUAAAACCUAUAUUUUCCCUUCCAUCUUGCCCAUUUUUGCCAUCUUGCAGCGUGCAAAUUGCAAGUUAAAUGCGAGAAUUUACAUAACGCCGAGCGUUGAAAGUGAAACUUCUGUGGUGCGAACGAAACACUGAAAGAAAGAAAAACCUAUUACAAAAUAUCAUAUCUGCCCAGUGUAGUAAAAGUUGGAGCGCAAGGAGCGGGAGAGCAGCAGUGGAAAACCGAGAGCCGAGAGAGCUAGAGAGCCGAACGUGCGCACGUUUUCCUGGUCAGGACACACCGACACACCAAUAAUCCUUGAGAGCAAAGGAAGCAGCAGAAGCAGCCAACAUGUUUUCUGGCCUAACAAAUCAAUUUACCUCGCUGGUGGGCGCCGUGAAGGGCGGCGCUGGCGAUGAGGAUGUGCCCGCGCCCACAGGAGAGGCGGCCUCAGCCGCUCCAGCAGCCGCCUCCACAUCCUUGGAGGCCACCUCGUCAGCAGCCGUGGAUCCGGAGGCAGCUGCCGCCGCCGGCGGUGAAGGACUGGAGGGCGAGGAAGCUGGCAAAAGACUUCCCAAAUCCGCCUCCCUGGUUGAUUCAUUAGUCACCGAAGCCACCGGAUGGUUGGGCAGUGCCAAGGGUUGGUUGGGAAACGCCUCGAUACCGUCGAUGCCAGCCAUGCCGUCGAUGCCAUCGAUGCCAGCAAUGCCAGCGAUGCCGUCGAUACCAUCGAUUCCGGGACUUCGCAAAGCCGGAGGAGCCGAGGGGGCAGAGGGCGCCGAGGGAGCUGCAGCCGGAGAGGGCGGGGCCGCCGCCAGUGGAGCCGUGAGUGGUGGCGAGGAUGACGACAAGUCGAGGUAUAUUAGCGCCACGGAGGGCGCCGAUUCGCAUCCUGCAUCGGGCGGUGGCACGCCCACCGGCGACGAGGGUCAAAUCGGACAGGGUAAGGGCGAUGAAGUCAAAAUUACCACAAAAGUAACACAGCAGGCCAAACACUUUGGGUCCUUCUUGUCAUCGGCCAUCAGCAAGGCGGGCAGCAAAAUCAAGGAAACAGUCAAGGAUAAUACCAUUCUCGACUCGUUCAACAAGGAGCAGGAGGCCUUCAUCAAGGGCCAGGGCGGCAUCGGCAAUGGGGCAGCCCCCUGGAUCGGACACGCCAACGAGGCCAAGAUCAAGGAGGAGAUCCUGGGCCUGUCACAGGAUCGCCGCAACUUCGUGCGCGCCCCGCCCGCCGGCGUGGACUUUGAGUUUAGCUACGACACCGCCUAUCCCACGGCCAUAGCCAUUAUGGCCGAGGACAAGGCGCUCGAGACGAUGCGAUUCGAGCUGGUGCCCAAGAUCAUCACUGAGGAGAACUUCUGGCGGAAUUACUUCUACCGCGUCUCACUGAUCAUCCAGGCCGCCGAGCUGGGCACUCUGGGCGCCGAUGGCGUGGGCCAGGCCUCCAGCGGCGAAGAUGCCAACGAAGUGGCCAGUAAAGUGAGCAAAUCCAAGACUGACGAAGCAGCCAAGAGCGAUUCAAGUCUGAAAGCCAUAGCCGAGCAGCCGAAGGCCGUGAUAGAGCCGAAGGUCCAGGAGACCAAUGGGGCAGCCAAGUCGAAAGCUGGUGCCGGCAAAGAGCUGGGUCAGAAGAUCUCCGAAUCGGAAUUCGUUUCGGACGACUUUCAGGCCUCGAGUGAAUCGGACUUGGCUGAAAUCCAAGACGGCAUGCGCAAAUUGGGCAUCGAUAGCAUGACCCAACUAGCACUAGCCACGACUGAUGAGGAACAAUGGGAAAAGGAUCUGGAAGCUGAACUCAAGGACUACGAGGUGGUUGACGAAGGCGGCACUGGCGGCGGCGGCGGAGGACGCAGAAAAGGCAGAAAGGCCGGCGAGGAUGAGGCGGAGGUGGAGGAGGACGAACCGACAAUAUCAAACUUGCGCACACGCUCGACUAACAACGAUUGGGAGGAGUACGCAGAUUUAAUUGAGGAUACCGAUGAUUUAAAGUAAUUAAGAGCUUAUAUCGUAGUUUCUUCUAAGUUGGCUCUAAGUUUAUAACAAUCUUUACUUUAUCUUUCUUUCCAUUCCUUUCUAACCUUGUUUCCUCCUUGAUUGAUUACCCUAAUAUUGUUAAACCUAUCAAAAUACAAACAUAUUUGAAACCACAGAACUUUGAAGUGCCUAAAGCGCACGAUGUUGGGCUAUCCAUGAGACGAGGCAGUCCCAGCGCUCUUCUAGUGCCAGUGGUCCACAGACAUAUCCCUUGGGGCUUGCCUUGGGGUGGCCUAUUGGAAAAGUUGGUUAAGAUACUACCCCUUCACACCCACUCAAUUAUUGGCCCCAGAGCAAAUCGUUUUAUUCAGUUACCUUCAGACAUGAUAUAAGACACUAAAGCAAAAGAAAACGAUUUUAUUGAACCUUAACGUUUUAAAGAAAUCAACCAAGCCCAAGCCUAUCUGGUAUUCAAAUGUAUCUACUAUAUUAUCUUUUAUUUGGUUGACACACCGAGUGGCAGCGGUAGAGGGAGUCGUCGGUAUUACUUGCCAAUUGUUCAGCACACGAAAUCCGAAAUCUGGCAGUCAGUAACCUAUCAAUAAGUACUUACAUAUAUAGACACAAAACUAUGAAUGCAGGCUAAACGAGAAACUAGCUAAUGCUAUAGAUGCAGAUCAUAUUUCAAUAUAGUGACUAACAAUUGAGUAAAUAAAACAAGCUUCAAAGGGAAAAUUUUGUUAUUUAUAUUUAUAAAUAAAUUAUAUAUAAAUAUAUAUACACAUAUAUAUAUAUACAGAUAAAUUAAUGCAUUUGAAUUUAAUGUGUAAAAAUUAUUAUAAUAAAAAUAUAGAUAUAAAAUAUGUAAAGAUACGAGAGACCCAAAAUAAAAGUUGAAAAUUUGAGUUGAAAAAUCCUCAAUACUGCUCUUUUCUUUAGAAACUUGCAAUUGAAAUACAAGCAAAAUAAAACUUAGUAAUUCAUUAGUUGAGAGCAAGAAAAUAACAUUCAAGAGUAUUAUUUCUCCCUCAAAUAGUUUAUAGUCAAACAAAAAUAUUAAACAUUGAAUAAAUUAUCAUUGAUUGAUGCUUAAACAACACGUUGAGAAAUAAAUAACAAUGCAUAUAAAUAAAAUACAAUUGUUUAGCUCAAUUUAAGGCGCGCCAACAAGUUUUCUUUUCCGAACAUUUUUAGUUCGAAUUAAAAUUCUUUAGGAUUUUUUCUAUACAACUCUCACCUUGCUGUUCCACUAACGAGACACGAAACUUCCUUGAACGAAACUAAAAAGAAAAUGCCAAAACAAUAAUAUUCUGAAUUGGACUUGAAAGAUCAAGAACUAAAAUCGCAAUUAACAAAUUACAAAUAACAAAUGAAAAGUAAAUGCAAUUAUAAACAAUAAGCAGUUCAAAACCUUUGAAACAAAUAUAUACACAUAUAUAUUUAUAUAUUUCACUAGACAAAUUUUUAUGCAUAAACUAAAAACAAAACAAAUUCUAUAUUAUCAAUGUUUUUGCUCUAAAUGUCUAACUAAUUGUUAAUAAAACCAAAAAUCAAAUUAUUUUCUGCAGACAAAACGUUAUAUGAGAAUGCUAUGAAUGUGUAAUUAUUUGUUAGCAGUGACGAAAUAUAUUAAAAUCAAGCGGAUGAAAUGGAAAAAGUAAACGUUAUGACAUUAAACUGUAUAUUGUACAUUUACUUUUAAACAAAUGAAAUGUAUUUACACGAAAACGGCAUGGAAUAUGAUAAACUAAAGAAAUUUUAAAAUUUAUAUUUACUUUGUGCGUUUUUAAACAUGUUGGCGACACAAUGACAAGCAAAUUAGUGCAUAAACCGAACUAAUAAUAACAAUAAAUAUUAACAAUUAAUGAUAAAUAAUGUAAAGAUGUUGACAACAUAUGUAUUUUACAAGGCAGAUUAACCCAAACCCCAGACCCGAUCCUAACCGAUUCCCGAAAAAUAUAUCAAGUCCCUGCAUUGAAUCUCUCUAACAUAUUUUUUAUUGUCUGCAAACAGUUUAUUAUUAAACCGAACAGAACGAAAAACAAUUAAAUUAAUGUUUAUGAGCAAAGUUUGUUGGGCAGCAUUCCAUUAAUAUAACAUUGCAAAAUGAAAUAAAAUAUAUGUAUAUGUACUAAUUAAAGUAUAUCACCCCCGAAACGGAAAACCAAAACUAUAAUUUAGUUGUUUAAUGAUUGAUAAUAUUUAGACACAUGAGGAUGCCCCUUAGCACCCUCCGAAUGCAAAAAUAGUCAGCAGAAAGCAGAGACACUCCUUGAAAUGCCAUAGAACAUUUUCCACUCCAAUGUAAAACCAAGCGCAGAACGUGGAGUUUCUCUGACGAGAGCACCCUGAAAACUAAGCACAGCAAACGGAAAAUAAACAAUACAUUUUGUGUAAAGUUCGAUGACAAACCGAAGACAGCAGCAUGAUCACAUACGAGUAUAUACAUAAUAAAUAUAUAUGAGAACAAUUUAACGAGAUUAAAAUCAACUAAAGUAAUAAAGGGAAAGUGUAUAACUAUUAAAACUAACGAAAAAACACAACUCUUUUAUUUCAAUUUUCGCUAUUGCAUUCAAUUUAUUCACAAUAAUUUUCGAUACAUAAAUUACAGGACCUAAAACUAAAAGGAUUAGACAAAACAAAUUUUUUGACAAUACACAAUGAAUUAACAGCGGGUGUUAAUAAGCAUGCUAUUGUUUGCCAGUGGCAGGUCAAUCAAAAAUUUACAAUAUUGCAUUUGGCUAAAAUCUGGAAAUCUCAUAGGUGCCCCCAUAUUUGCGGAGCAAAUACAUUCAAAUUCGAAGCGGGGAUAGGGAUCGACUUUGAUUCGCUUACGGCUA